AUGGGACAUCGUGAUACCUAUCUACUCUGUUCUGUUCCUUUGAAAGGGGCUACGUUAUACCCUUUGAAUUUAAUUCGAUCUCCGUCUAGGCGCGCGGGUAUGGGUAACAGCACAGCAGUGCUAUUCGAUUUGCCACUCGAUGGACACUCCCGCUUCACCGACGUAUUGGCCGUCGGGAGUGCGUACUUCGUACGUAUUGGCGGCGCUUUGAGCGGACCGAGUGAAAGAGCCACCGUAACGCGGAUUGCAGCGACACGACUUCGGAAAGACCGUGUUCUUCUCUUGGUCCCGGCUUACGAUGCUUCGGAGGAAAGAACCAAUCAGUCUAGCCUCGUUGCUGGCACGUAUGCCAACGGGUUAAGUCCUCCCAACGAUAUCGACGUGGCGAGUAUAGAUGCAUCUUGGUCGCGGCUGUACAUGGUGUCUCAUGCGCUCAGUGUGGCUGCUGUGCAACCUGCUGUCGCUACGCGCCCCGUGACAGCCCCAGUGAAGGCAAAUACUUCUGCGUAUGAAUUGCGUGGGAAAACUUUGACAAUCUUGCCGGAGCAAUACAUGGUGACCGCGUUGACUUCAGCCUUGGCGGUGGCACCCACCCAGUCUACCGAGAGGGCCAGAAUUUGCGAGCGAGAUGGCUGCAUGACGGACGUUGAGCCCGGCAGCCUUCAAAGCGAUCUCUUAUCGGAACGGUCCGUGAAGAGCGCCAUUGCUCGCUCCACCAGCGAUGGAAGGGGCAGUCAAUUAUUGAAAACGGAGGUAAAUCCAUGGCAUGUCUGCAUAUCAGCGACGGCACCUGAAAGCUCCAUAUCUCCAUGGCCCGUGCUCUGCUACGGGGUGAAUCCUCCGUCAAUCUAUGAGUAG
Molecule: messenger RNA, 858 nt
Organism: Aspergillus niger
Lineage: Eukaryota; Fungi; Ascomycota; Eurotiomycetes; Eurotiales; Aspergillaceae
Exons: 5
Coding region: 1-858 (285 amino acids)
Source: RefSeq, a predicted model, not a curated record